This is a messenger RNA of Aedes aegypti (yellow fever mosquito), 1756 nucleotides long. Its product is annotated as ADP-dependent glucokinase. Gene Ontology annotation, molecular function: ADP-specific glucokinase activity. The record is from RefSeq and is a predicted model, not a curated record. Gene Ontology annotation, cellular component: endoplasmic reticulum. The transcript has 3 exons. Lineage: Eukaryota; Metazoa; Arthropoda; Insecta; Diptera; Culicidae. Bases 214 to 1701 code for a protein of 495 amino acids. Gene Ontology annotation, biological process: glucose metabolic process.
AUAUUUGUUUACCCACGCGAACUACAACAAAAAAGCAUAACAUAAGAAACGUACACAAAUUUUUCAUUGCUUCUUUUCGAUAGCCGUUAUCUUACUUCUCCCAAACCGGCUCUCUGUUAAUUUAAUCAAUACCAUUAGUACCCAGUCUGUUUUACUGGAUGACUGUUGAAUUCUUAGUUUUAGACUCAAAUCUUUUUUCUAACUUUUCCCGUCAUGGGAAUCACGUCCAAUCUAACGUUGUUAACAGUGAUAAGUGUGUUUGCGGCAUUAUUCUCUAUAAUUUACCAGGCCUAUCUAGCAUCAAACGAUCUAAAAAGUCUGACGAAGAUUUUGCAAAAUCUCAAAGCCUUGGAACAUGAAUUCAAGGUCGACAAGCCACGGGUUGCGAUAGGCUACGGGUCGUGCAGUGAUCUAUAUGUGAAGGCUGUAGAUUUUCUUAAUUUUACCAGCGGAAUCGAGGAAUCACUAUCACAAGAAACAUUGAACAUAGACGACAUCUCUACCGAGGAUGACUUUUUGCAGAGUUUUGCAUAUUACUUCCAGCGUGGCGCUGCUGCAGAACGAUUCACUUCCAACAGAAAUUUAUUUCAGAACUUCGUGAGAUUAGCGAAAAAAUCUCAAACAGCUGAGCCGCGAUGGGCUUUGGGCGGAAACGCCCCGGUAAUUGGAUCUAGACUAGCUGCUGAGGGUGCCGAUGUGGUUUUGGGCGCAAAAAUGUCGUCCAAACUCAAAUCUCACCUAAGACCAGAUGUGCGACUGACCGGCAGUCUGAUAGAAGAUGACGAUAUCCAUCUAAUUUUGGAGUACAAAACUGGCGACGAAUGGGGAACACUGAAAUCUCCACGAGCAAACCGAUACAUUCUUCACAAUGAUCACCAUAACCCUUUAAUAAGCUCGCUAGAAGAAUUUGAACAAGCACUGCCAGGAUUUAAUCCACAUCUUUUCGUAGUCAGUGGCCUUCAGAUGAUGGACAAUUAUUUUUAUGAAAAAGGGGUUCGGGAAUCAAGGAUCAAAAAAGUUCGUAAUCAAAUGGAGACUCAAUCUCCUAAUACGUCAAUCCACUUCGAAAUGGCCAGUUUCGUUGAAUUGGAACUGAUUCAACUAUUGUUAAAAGAUGUUAUGCCAUACUGUGACUCCAUCGGCAUGAAUGAACAAGAAUUGGACAAUUUGAGGCAGGUCUUAGAGUUUGGUCAGAUCUCACUAGUUGCCGAUUGCAAUCCUCGCGUUGCGAUAUCACUCGACCAGGCUAGAUCUGUUUUUAAAAUGCUCAACGAGGAUUACUUCAAGCAUCGAUCUAGCGACUCUAGGCGGCGAAUGAUUACUCGGAUUCAUUUGCAUACUUUAGCUUACCAGGCCAUACUCAUAGUCAAAAAUAACCGAUGGAAGAAUACUAAGAAUGCAGCGGCCAAAGCGUCUCUGACCGCACAUCGUCAUGUAUGUGCCAGUUCAAUCGUUAAUCCGGAUGCUGCAUUCCGACUGUUGGACGAUAGUUUUGCAACAUCUGCGCAGGAAGGAGCUGAUCGCAUUCCGUUCUCCGAAGAAGACCCAGUUUCUUGCUGGGAUGAAACAUUUAAUUUUGAUGGACAGCCACCAGUUGAGGUGCAAAUCUGUGUUGCGCCUGUGCUAAUUUGCAAGAUUGCAAAACAAACCGCUGGAGCCGGUGAUAAUAUUUCCGGAGCAGGACUGAUAUUACAAAUUUAAAAAUAAAAUUCUCUUUACAUUCCAAUUCAAUAAACGAAUAACUGAAACUUUUUAA